AUGCCAUGGAUCAAGAAGGUGAUUGACCAAGCAAAGGCAUUCACCAUAUUUGUCUAUGGGCACACAAGAACAUUGGAGUGCUUGAGACACUUCACAGAGUGUAGAGAGAUAAUAAGGCCAGGAGUGACUAGGUUUGCUUCAGCUUUUCUCACUUUGAACAACAUACUAGAGAAGAAGGACCAACUAAGAAAUAUGGUGGUUCAUAAUAGGUGGGACACAUUGAAGGAUGUGAAGUCAAAAAAAGGAAAAGAUGCAACAGCAACAAUAUUGAGUCCAACCUUUUGGAAGGAUGUGAAGCUCUAUUUGAGUGUUUUUGAGCCAUCGGUUAAAGUUCUUCAUUUGGUUGAUGGGGAUGUGAAGCCAUCAAUGGGUUUCCUAUAUGGAGAACUACUGAAGGCAAAGAGAGAGAUCAAGGAAGCCUAUGGCAAUGUUCACUAUGGUAACCCAUCAAUCUUUGAUGAAGCCACAAUAACAGAAGGAUUUAUCAGCUGUGUAGAGACUUUUUAUCAUCAUGAUGAGGAGAAGCAAGAUGAGGCUGUCAACACUGAACUAAAGAAGUUUCAAAACAGAGAAGGAAAUUUUAACAAGAAGCUUGCAAGGAGUUGUGAAAAAUUUGAUUACAAUCUAGGUAGAGCAUCUUGGUGGCGGCUAUAUGGAACUGAAACACCAGCUUUACAAAAGUUGGCAACAAGGAUCCUUUCUCUGACAUCAAGCUCUUCUGGUUGUGAAAGAAAUUGGAGUACAUUUGAAAUGAUACACACUAAGAAGAGAAAUAGGCUUACUACAACCCGACUCAACAAAUUGGUCUUUCUUCAAUUCAACUCCAAGUUGAUUAAUAAGAAAGAAAGGAUAAUGUCAAAGAAGACCACUGAUGUUCUCUUGUCUAGUGCGAGAACUGAAGCUCAAGGUUUUCUGUAUGAAGAUGAAGAUAAUUGUGCAACAGUUGUCUAUAGAGAUGAGGAAGAUGAGGAGAUGGAAGGUACAGGGAUACCUUGGUCUGUUAUUGGAGAUGCAGUGAUAGCAAAUCAACAACUUGAGCUGCGUAGAAGUGCAAGAGUGAGACAACUUUAUGAAGGAGAAGAAUUUGAGUCCGAAGAAGAAGAGUUUGAUGAGGAGGAUGAAUAUAUGGAACCCUAUUGA
Molecule: messenger RNA, 1140 nt
Organism: Setaria italica (foxtail millet)
Lineage: Eukaryota; Viridiplantae; Streptophyta; Magnoliopsida; Poales; Poaceae
Exons: 4
Coding region: 1-1140 (379 amino acids)
Molecular function (GO): protein dimerization activity
Source: RefSeq, a predicted model, not a curated record